Molecule: messenger RNA, 1484 nt
Organism: Exserohilum turcica Et28A
Lineage: Eukaryota; Fungi; Ascomycota; Dothideomycetes; Pleosporales; Pleosporaceae
Exons: 2
Coding region: 84-1109 (341 amino acids)
Biological process (GO): cytoplasmic translation
Cellular component (GO): cytosol
Molecular function (GO): mRNA binding; metal ion binding
Source: RefSeq, a predicted model, not a curated record
CACGACCCCAAUUCCCAAACUGCGUCCAUCCUCGCAUCCCCUCGCCCCCACCUUCUUUUCGAGUCGACACAACCCAAGCCAAGAUGGCACCCAAAGGCAAGGGCGACCAGCCCAAGGCGAAGAAGGUCGUGGUGGACAAGACGUUUGGCAUGAAGAACAAGAAGGGAGGCGCCGCUCAGAAGCAGAUUGCGCAAAUCAAGGCCACGCAGGCAUCAGGAGGUACGCCUGAUGAGAAGCGCAAGGCGGCGGAGAAGGCGCAGCGCGAGAAAGAAAAGGCAGCAGCAGAAGCGGCGCGCAAAGAGACGGCUGAGCUCUUCAAGCCGGUCCAGGUCCAAAAGGUCCCAUUUGGAACGGAUCCCAAGACGGUCCUGUGUCAGUUUUUCAAAAAAGGCAACUGCGAAAAGGGCAAGAAGUGCAAAUUUAGUCACGACCUGGCUAUUGAACGCAAGACGGAGAAGAAGAGCUUGUACACGGACAGCAGAGACCAAGAAAAGCAAGAAGAGGAGGAGCGUAGAAAGAAGGAUAACAUGGAUGACUGGGACGAUGCCAAGCUGCAACAAGUUGUCUUGAGCAAGCACGGAAACCCCAAGACAACAACGGAUAAAGUGUGCAAGUACUUUAUCCAGGCCAUUGAAGACCAGAAAUAUGGAUGGUUCUGGACCUGUCCAAAUGGUGGUGAUAAAUGCUUUUACCGGCACUCCCUUCCACCUGGCUUCGUCAUCAAGACCAAGGAGCAGCGUGCGGCCGAAAAGGCUCUGAUGGCCAACUCGCCAAUGAAUACUCUGACACUCGAAGACUUCCUCGAGUCGGAACGUCACAAGCUCACUGGAAAACUCACACCCGUCACACCAGAAACGUUUGCCAAGUGGAAGAAGGAGCGUGUCGACAAGAAGCAGGCUGAGGAAGAAGCCAAGAAGCUCAGGGACGCCACCGGAAGGGCCAUGUUUGAAAAGGGCGACUGGGCUCAAGAUAGCGAUGAUGACAGCAGCGAUGACGACGGCGAGGAUGAGUGGAACCUGGAGUCGAUGAGGAGAGAAACAGAGGCGGCGCGGGAAAAGAAGGAAGAGGAGCGCAUGGCUGCCGCCAUGGACAAGGUGACUGUAUCUUGAACGCCUUUGUUUGUCUCUAGUCAGACGACAGUCCUGGGGACGGGAAAGAAAUGAGGCGACGAGAGCCUGCCGGCUGCCACACAAUGCUGAAAAAGCUUGCAGGGCAGGUCGAGUAGCACUGUGGAAGCAACAGAUUGGUCGUCAUGCGCCUGCAGCUGUAGCCUCGAGAUGAUUUUGAGGCUGAGCGUUUGAUGCAACACAGCAUGCAACGGCGGAGCACCAGGCUGAAUCGGCUUUGGUGUAAUCUGGGGGCUGGCGUCCGGUUUGGGGUCUGGGUGUUAUUGUAUGAGGUUACGAAAUAUACCUGCACUUGCAUGAACACCAUGCUAUCCGUCUACUUACCGAGGAUCAACCAUGCUAAGUGAUUUUGCACAC